AAUUUAUCUGCGCUCACCGAGUGACCUAAUGAGCCGGGCUUCGUUGGUCGUCUGGUUUCCUCCCGCGGGUCGGCGAUUCGCAGAACCCUAAUCUCUGAUUCCGGAUCGUUCGAUUGCUCCCGACACCGGAUCGGAGGAGAGGAGAGGAGGAUCGGCUGAACCUGGGCGGCGAUGGGGAAGAAGAAGAAGAGGCCGUCGAAGAUGUGGUGCUACUACUGCGACCGGGAGUUCGACGACGAGAAGAUCCUCGUCCAGCACCAGAAGGCCAAGCACUUCAAGUGCCACGUCUGCCACAAGAAGCUCUCCACCGCUGGUGGCAUGGCCAUCCAUGUUCUCCAGGUCCACAAGGAGACCGUCACCAAGGUUCCUAAUGCUAAGCCUGACAGAGAAUCAACUGAGAUUGAGAUUUACGGAAUGCAAGGAAUCCCUCCUGAUAUAUUAGCAGCUCACUAUGGCGAAGAUGAAGAGGCAGCAGCAAAGACAAUGAAAGUGGAAAUGCCAUCCACUGGGCUUGUUGGAGUUGUACCUGGUUCAAUGGGCAUAAGAUUUCCUCCACCUCCAACUUAUGGUGCAGUUCCACCAGCAUACAAUCCUGCACUUCCAGUGCCACCUCCAACAUGGCCUGUUCCAGCUGCUCGUCCGCAACCUUGGUUUCCACCACAGUUGACCAUUCCAGUUCCUCCUGCACCUGUUGUGGCACCACAACAACCAUUAUUUCCUAUUCAGAAUGUUAUGACUCCUUUGAACUCCACUUCUGGUGCUGGACUUCAAUCACCACUUCCACCCGGCAUAUCAUCAUCCACACCACCUGCAGUGUCCCAACCACUAUUUCCAAUCAGUAGUCCAGCUGGUGUACCAGCUCAGAGUUCCCCAUUUUUGGCAACAUCCUCACCUGCAGUCAUUUCCUCAACCUCCCCUAUGAUGUUGAAAGGUGUAGCUGAUGCAAAUCCUGUAUCAAGUAUUGCUGCAAGUGGUUAUGUUGCUCUAAACAAUUCAGGUGUUGUUUCAUAUACAAACUCACAUGUGUAUGCUUCUGGUCCAAACACUGAGAACCCUUCAAUUGGACCUCCACCUGUGAUAUCCAACAAACCCCCUGCUUCCCAUCCCACCGCAAAUGAGGUGUACUUGGUUUGGGAUGAUGAGGCAAUGUCAAUGGAAGAAAGAAGAAUGUCUCUACCAAAGUAUCAGGUGCAUGAUGAAACUAGCCAGUUAGUGGUACAAAUCUGACAAGCUUGUGCUGCAAAAGACUCAAGGGUCCUCAACCUAGCACCAGGCCAGUGCGAAAAUGUGUAUGUAUUUUGUUCUGAUUAAAAUUUUAAUUUCUUGUAUGUGGUAUUUAUUCUCCCUAUUGCUUGUUAAUGAGCUUGGGGGCUUGGAUGGCACAAGAUAUAUCCCGACAGGCUUUUCUCAAUUCGUAGCAUUUCUUGUUAUCUAUAUUUGAUCACAGUGUGCGACAAGAGUUGGCACAGGUCAGCUUUCAUUCAUAAGCAAGUUUGGUACCUCUUGCGUAGCUAGAUAAUUAGACAUGAAGAAUGGUAGUAGCAUGCUGUAUGAGCACUUACUCGAAGCAUCUGUCUGAUUAAUUUUCUGCCUGCAUGUUGAAGCAGAUGAACUCUGUCAAUGCAGCCAUAGACAGACGGAUAUCUGAAAGCCAGCUUGCAGGUCGUAUGGCUUUCUAGUCUUUUUCCUAGUGCUGGAAGUUGAAGUCUCUUUGGCGAUCUUGGAAGGACUUGAUCCAUAAGCAACAAGCUUCAAUGAUCCUUCUGAAUAAAUAUGCUCUUCAUCAGAGGUUGGUUUGUCUGUCAAAGUAUCCAUAGACAAUUUAGACGAGUUUGUUGUUUCAUUUGAUGAUGAAUAGGCUGUGAGUUAUAAGUGUAAAGGUUUUGAACGGUUCUUCUAUCAAGAUUCUCAGCAGUUCUUCAGAAACUAAUACCACUGCUUCAUUUUGGUCA
This is a messenger RNA of Musa acuminata AAA Group (dessert banana), 1952 nucleotides long. Its product is annotated as protein SUPPRESSOR OF FRI 4-like. Lineage: Eukaryota; Viridiplantae; Streptophyta; Magnoliopsida; Zingiberales; Musaceae. The transcript is spliced from 7 exons. The record is from RefSeq and is a predicted model, not a curated record. Gene Ontology annotation, cellular component: nucleus. Gene Ontology annotation, biological process: regulation of DNA-templated transcription. Bases 172 to 1227 code for a protein of 351 amino acids. Gene Ontology annotation, molecular function: DNA binding.